CUCUUUCCCUCUCUCCCUAUUACAGAGAUUGAGGAUAUGUCCCCCAGAAUGUCCCGGGUCUUCACAGCAGACACCAUGCAGCGUGUGUCCUGUACGGCCCCGCAUGGAAAGCCCCAGCCUGAGGUGUGGUGGGAGCGGGAAGGGGUGCGGGUCCCCACGGAGGGACGGGUGUACCAGGAAGGCAGUGAACUGGUCUUCAGCCCCACCGAGCAGGGCGACUCAGGCUCCUACACCUGCGUGGCCCAAAACAAGGCGGGCCGCAAGACCCAGGAGCUGAUCUUCACAGUGGCCACUGCACCAGUGUGGGUAACCAAGCCCCAGGACAGCUACCUGGAGGAGGGAAGACCAGGCUACCUCCAUUGCCACGCUCAGGCUACCCCUGAGCCUGAGGUCACGUGGCACCGAAACAGCAUUAUGGUCAUGCCUGAGGACCCACGCUUUACAGUGUUCCCCAAUGGUACUCUGCGCAUCAAUAAUGUGGAGGUGUAUGAUGGUCAGAUGUAUGCCUGUGUGAGCAGGACAGAGGGAGGCAAGCUGUCUGGAAAUGCCAGAGUCUAUGUACUGGAGAAACUGAAGUUCACCCCUACGCCCCAGCCAACUCAGUGCCUGGAGCUGGACAAGGAGGUCAACAUCCAGUGUUCUGCCACAGGCAGAGAGACCCCCACCAUCAAAUGGACCAAAGCAGAUGGUGGAGAGCUGCUUCCUCAUGUGGAGAUGAGGAAUAGCCAGCUCCACUUCACCAAAGUGACGCGCAGCGACGCAGGAAACUACACCUGUAUCGCCUCCAACAGCCUACAGGGGGAGAUCAGAGCCAUGGUCGGCCUCACUGUGGCAGUGUAUAUCCGCUUUAAGCUGGAGCCAGAGAACACCACAGUGUACCAGGGCCACACAGCCAUCCUACACUGCCAGGCCACAGCAGACCCAGAGCCCCGCGUCCAGUGGAUGGUCAAGGAUAAGGUGCUGGACACCAGCAGGAGAAGGUUCCAGUUAAUGGUCAAUGGCUCUCUGGUGAUAACAGAUGUCACCACGGAUGACACAGGCAAAUACACCUGCAUUGCCGGAAACAGCUGCAGCAUCAGUGACCGUGUGGCACAGCUCUACGUAGUGGAGAAACCGGUGCAGACAUUGGUGGACCACGAGGAGAAGGCACCCUAUAAAAUGAUUCAGACUAUAGGUUUGUCUGUGGGGGCAGCCGUGGCCUACAUCAUCGUGGUGCUGGGCCUCAUGUUCUACUGCAAGAAGAGACGCAACGCCAAGAGACUGCAGAAGGGCCAGGAGGGAGAGGAGCCCGAGAUGGAGUGUCUUAACAGGGGCGCUGUACAGCAGAAUGGCCACACCACCGCUGAGAUCCAGGAAGAGGUGGCUUUGACCAGCGUGGGCACCACAGCGGCAGCAGAGAAACGCCAUAGCAGUGCCAACGAAAAGCUUCAGUUCCCCCGAGAAGACCUACACACCAUCACGACACUGGGGAAGGGUGAGUUUGGCGAGGUGCUGCUGGCCAAGGCGAAGGGCAUCGAGGAGGGUGAGGAGGAGACCGUGGUGUUGGUGAAGAGCCUGCAGAGCAGAGAUGAGCAGCGACAGCUGGAUUUCCGCCGUGAGGCCGACAUGUUCUCCAAGCUGAGCCACGGCAAUGUGGUGCGACUGCUGGGACUCUGUAGGGAGGCCGAGCCCCACUAUAUGAUCCUGGAGUAUUAUGACCUGGGAGAUCUGAAACAGUUCUUGAGAAUCUCCAAUAGCAAAGAUGAGAAAAUCAAGUCUCAACCUAUCACCACCAAGACCAGAGUAUCCAUCUGUGCCCAGGUGGCUCUUGGGAUGGAGCACAUGUCCAAUCACCGCUUCGUUCAUAAAGACCUGGCUGCUCGUAACUGCCUGAUCAGCGGCCAACGCAGCGUCAAAAUCUCAGCUCCCAGCCUCAGCAAGGAUGUUUACAACAGUGAGUACUACCACUACCGGCAGGCGUGGAUCCCCCUGCGCUGGCUCCCGGCCGAGUCUGUGUUUGAGGAUGACUUCUCCACCAAGUCAGAUGUCUGGGCCUUUGGGGUGCUCAUGUGGGAGGUGUUCAACCACGAACUGCCAUACACCAAACUCAGUGAUGACGAGGUGCUAGAGGGUCUGCAGGCCGGCAAGAUGAAGUUACCCGCACUUGACGGCUGCCCCUCCAAAGUCUACAAGUUCAUGUGCCGCUGCUGGGCCCCAAGUCUCAAAGAGCGUCCCUCCUUCAGCGAGGUCGUCAACACCCUGGGGGAUCUGUCCUCUGACAGCAAUGUCUGAAAGGAGGACAACUGAACCCACCCCACCCCACCGCAAGGAGUGAC
Messenger RNA from Oncorhynchus keta (chum salmon), 2315 nucleotides. RefSeq names its product inactive tyrosine-protein kinase 7-like. Gene Ontology annotation, molecular function: axon guidance receptor activity; protein kinase activity; ATP binding. Gene Ontology annotation, cellular component: axon; plasma membrane; neuronal cell body. NCBI's taxonomy places the organism in Eukaryota, Metazoa, Chordata, Actinopteri, Salmoniformes, Salmonidae. The record is from RefSeq and is a predicted model, not a curated record. Gene Ontology annotation, biological process: protein phosphorylation; synapse organization; homophilic cell-cell adhesion.